Molecule: messenger RNA, 756 nt
Organism: Ustilaginoidea virens
Lineage: Eukaryota; Fungi; Ascomycota; Sordariomycetes; Hypocreales; Clavicipitaceae
Exons: 4
Coding region: 1-756 (251 amino acids)
Biological process (GO): carbohydrate metabolic process; pentose-phosphate shunt; pentose-phosphate shunt, non-oxidative branch
Cellular component (GO): cytosol
Molecular function (GO): metal ion binding; D-ribulose-phosphate 3-epimerase activity
Source: RefSeq, a predicted model, not a curated record
AUGACGCCCCCCGCCAUCAUUGCGCCUUCCAUCCUGUCGGCCGACUUUGCUCAGCUGGGUCGCGAAUGUGCUCGCACCAUGGAGCAGGGUGCCGACUGGCUCCACGUUGACAUCAUGGAUGGCCAUUUCGUCCCCAACAUCACGUUUGGAGCCCCGGUCGUUGCCAAGAUCAGAAACCACGUCGACAAGCCAACCCACAAGCACGGCAAAGGAACCUUUGACUGCCACAUGAUGAUUGCCGAGCCCAAGAAAUGGGUCAAGGAGUUCAAGCGCGCCGGCUGCGACCUCUAUUGCUUCCACUACGAAGCUGCCUUUUCGACCGCCGCAGAAAGUCCCGAGGAGACGUCUGACAAGAAGACGAGCCCAAAGGAACUCAUUCGAUACAUCCACGACAACGGACUACUUGCAGGCGUAGCCAUCAAACCGGACACGCCUGUGGAUGUGCUGUGGGAUAUUCUGGCAGCUACCGAUGCCAACGAGAAGCCAGACAUGGUUCUUGUCAUGACGGUGCACCCUGGGUUCGGUGGCCAGAAGUUCAUGGCCAGCGAGCUCCCCAAAGUGCAAGCUCUUCGAAGCAGAUACCCGGAGCUGAAUAUCGAAGUCGACGGCGGCUUGGGACCCGGAACCAUUGACCAGGCUGCCGGUGCCGGUGCCAAUGUUAUUGUCGCCGGAAGUGCCGUUUUCGGCGCCAAGGAUCCGUCCGAAGUGAUUUCCCUGCUGCGCAAAUCGGUGGAAACGAGAUCUGGGAGGCUUUGA